Messenger RNA from Vespula vulgaris, 8915 nucleotides. Its product is annotated as zinc finger protein Xfin-like. The coding region runs from base 642 to 4355 and encodes 1237 amino acids. Gene Ontology annotation, biological process: regulation of transcription by RNA polymerase II. The record is from RefSeq and is a predicted model, not a curated record. Gene Ontology annotation, molecular function: DNA-binding transcription factor activity, RNA polymerase II-specific; RNA polymerase II transcription regulatory region sequence-specific DNA binding. Gene Ontology annotation, cellular component: nucleus. The transcript has 2 exons. Lineage: Eukaryota; Metazoa; Arthropoda; Insecta; Hymenoptera; Vespidae.
GUGACCCUAUAAUGUCGAGCAAAGUAAUUGAUCCUUGAAAGUGAAGUUUUGUCCAAGAUAUUAAUAUGGCUCGAGCUCGUGAAUACAAAAGAUCAUUGGAUGCUAUGAACACUAACACAGACUUUACGGACAUACCUAGAGUUAGAACAUAGAAUAAGCUUUGGUCGUUAUCGUAUAUCUCUCUGUUCUAAAUUAGUUCCUUUAUACAAUAUCUGCUUUAUAAAAUUAUUCCUUUUCUUUAUAGCAAUUGAUAUUUUUGAUUAAUGGACAAUUGAUUUUAUGGUUACAGUUAUAUAAUGUUUGUUUCUAAUGACAUCAAAAUUUUUAGCUAAUAUAUGAAAACAGAAUACGUAACAUUUACAUUGCAAGCACUAAUUAGGUUUUCAAGUAAAUUGUAGAUUUGAAAUUAAUUUAAUUGCACUUUUUAGUUUAGCGAAGAAGAGAUCUUGAUAAAACAAGAGCCGUGUGAUAAAGAUGAUACGGACUCGUAUGAUACUUAUAUACCAACCGUUAAAGAAUCUGAAGAUAUUAAGUUGAGUAAUAUACCUGAAGAUAAUAUCAGUUGGAAAGAAAAUGUUUAUUCUCAAUCUGAGAGCCUUUGUAAUAUAACAACUAAUCAAAUCGAAGAGAAGCCUUUUUUGAUGAGUCAUGUGGAAACUGAAGAUAGAAAGUAUAUUCAGCAGGAGAAAGAUUCCUUUGUAAUUGACAAAAAUGGUAAAAACAGGAAAAGAUUAGUAAAACAUAACGAUAUUAAAACAUCCAGUAAAAAACAAGGCAGAGAUAUAUCAGCAACAAUGGGAAAGAAGAGCAUUGUUUAUUGCGAAAUAUGUUCUUUGCCUUACGACAGUUUGAAUCGGUUAAAAUUUCAUAAAUCUUCCUAUACCAGGAAUAGUAAUUAUUUUUGUUCCAGUUGCUUCUCGCAUUCUUGCUCUCAUAUGAGACUAAAGAUUAGUAAUAAGAUGUCAAAAUCUUCUAGAUAUCGUUGUCAUUUUUGCAAACGACUGUUUAGCAAGAAAAAAAAGUUACAAGGUCAUUUAUUUCACGUUCAUGGUAAAGAAAUAGGUAUAAAUGUUGAAGGUGAUUCAUUUUCAAUAAAGCAUUCUGCAACUGUUUCAUAUUCUGGUGUAUUAAGGAAGAAGCGAAUGCGGCAGAAGACAAUGAUGGAAUACAUCGUACGUCCUAAUGAAGAAGAUGCAAAAAAUACAUCUGAAAAUUUGAACAACUCGAACGAUAGUAGCGCGUUAACAAUAAUUAAACAGGAGGUUGAAUGGAUGGAUGAUCAAGUGAAUGAUCAAUCGUCGACGGAUAAAAUAGUCUCUACUAUAUCUCGAACGAGUCAGGAGUUAAAUGAAAAUAAGAUACGAGAUCAGCCAUUUGUUAAAAUACACGUCGAUUCGAACAUGAUGAAAGCUCUUUUAGGAAUUUCUAAUGGCGACGACUGUCUCGAACAAUCUUUCCUAUAUAGUAGUAAUAUUAAUAGUGAUAGUAUUACUAAUAGUAGUAAUAGUAAGCCUUACGCAUUGCGAUCUUUAAAUAAUUCUAUAACAGUAAAUAAUAGUAAACCAUCCAUGAUCGUACGUGAAAAUAAUCGAAGCGGUAGCAAGGUAAGAAGACUUUUAAGUAUGUGUAAAAAAUGUACCAUUUUGUUGGUAAGAUACGACGAUAAAUUGCUUACCAGAUUGACUUCGAAUUCUUCGAAAUUUACUACGUCAUCUUCUCAGGUUUUAAAACCAGUUAAACGUAAAUUGCGUAAACGUAGAUUACCGCAUCGAAAAAGUAAGAAUAACGAAUUAUCUUCCAAGAAUCGUUUUCCACUAAUUAAUGUUACGAACAAGUCUUCUGUAAGAUCUCCGCCUGUAAAAAUUAGAAAACGAAUUGCUAAGAGUAAAGCAAACUUAUCUAUCGCGUUAAAUUUUAAGCGUUCUACCGAGUUUAAACAGACUCGCAAGAAGCGUUCUGAUCCGCCUCGAUCGUUGCUCAAACGAUUCCUUCUCGAUCUAAGAAAGAACGAAUCUUCAAAGAAAGCAAACAUUACGAAUCGUAAAAACUCAUCGUCUCGGAAGAAAUCGGUUUCAACGGAAUUUCAAAAUAAACGCUCCGCGAAUGCUAUUGCUGGAUUGAAGGAAGUGAAGGUAUCUUUGGUAAAGUUGCCAGAAAUUAAAAAGGAAUUGAUCGUGCCGGAAGUGGAUGAAAAUGCAACGAUUGGCAGCAGAGAUGAAACAUUUCCUUGUACAAUUUGUAAGACGUCACUGAUCUCGGAGAAACGUUUGAAAAAACACAUGAAGAAAUAUCAUACAGCAUACAUAUCAAGCAUAUGCCGAGCACGAUAUGCGUCGAAACGUCUUUUAUUGAAACAUUACUUACAAGAACACGACAUGUGGGUAUGCAAAUGUUGCGUUUGUUAUCAAUUCUUCAAUAGUCGAUUAUCAUUGAAACGACAUUUGCUUCUACAUUGUAUCAAAAUAACGUUAUCGAAAUACGAUCGUCCUCUUUCGAGUAAAACUAUAAAAUGUCAUUUGAAUACAAAAAGAUACAAGUGCAAGAGAAGCGCUUUAAAGAUCAUGCUGCAAUCGCAAUCGACGGAACGUCGAGAGAUCGACGUUAUUAAUCGGAAAAAACCAAAGGAAAAUUUAAAUAUAAGUAGAAUAGAGAAUCUGACAAAUCAGGUUAGCGAAAGCAAAGAGAAUAAUGACGAUGUUCUUGGAAAAGUAUAUGAUCGGCUAGGACAUCAGACAGUCUUUGUUGAAAUAACGAGCCCAUUCAAAAGUAAUAAUACCGAAGUUUCUCCUUCUAGAAGUAAUGACUUGAUGGAAGAACCAAUACUGGAUGCUUCGUACACUGCCAACGAAUCUAUCAUUUAUAAUUCUAACGAGUAUGGGCAAAUUGAAUUGAUACCGCAUACGAAUGUGAUACAAUCGGGUGUUAGCGAUAAUAAUCAGUCUGGACCGAACAUAGAAACUAUAGUAAAUAAUCGGAAAUAUCCAUGUUCGGUUUGUGGGAAACAGUUUCAAAAACAAGGAAGUUUAUUCAAACACCAACGUACCUACGCUCGAUCGUACAAUAAUUUCUGUGAAAUUUGCGGACUACUCUUUUCAUCGAAGAACUUAUUGAAAACUCACAUUAAUACUACUCACGAUCCUCUCAUCUGUAAUUUAUACAAAUUGCACUGCCAAUUUUGCAAUCAAGGCUUUCGUUCUGAAAACAAUCUUCGAAUACACGAAUUGCAUUAUCACGCAACUGCAGUAACUAUCAAUAAUCAAAGAGUGACUGAUUUUUUGAAAGUCUCCAACGGCGACACUAAUCAAUCUUUACAAACGAUUUGCAAUAUUUGCGGCUUAUUUUUUAACACGUAUGAACGCUAUCAGUUACAUUAUACGUAUUAUUAUGAAAAUCAUAUAUUCUCAUGUAUAUUUUGUAAUAAGAUAUUCCACGGAUGGUACAUGCUACAUCGUCAUAACAAACUAUACCAUUUUAGAAAUAGCUCAAUAUUUUAUGAAUAUAAAUGUUCGAUUUGUUACGAAGGGUUCACGAUUAAGUCACAUUUUCAGGCACAUCAGUCGCACGUACAUUCGAACAAAGAACAUAUGGAAUCGUCGAUUUCGAAUUUUACAUUGAAUUCUUUGCAUUAUAAUAAAAUGAGCAAGUCUUACAUAUGUUCCAAAUGUAAUGUCGAAUUCUUCAACAUAGCGGAACUCAUGUUACACGUUGAACAUUUUUCGAAUCGCGGCAAUUAUCAGUGUUUAGAUUGUCCCAGAAAAUGUUAUACGUUGUCAAUACUGUGCGAACACAUUAGUUUAAAUCAUGACGACAACGGAUCGGUGAACGGGCACAAGUGUGAUAUUUGUGGCGAAAUUUUAAUAUCUAGUAUUUCGUUAUUGUGUCAUCGAAAGCACUUACAUAGUGAGGGAGGAACUGAACAAGUCGUUUCCUUCUCAUGUAAAUAUUCGAAUACGAGCGUAAAUAUUAACGAAAUCAUUCAUGACGAUAAGAUGGUUAUCGAUAACGAACCAAUGGUAAUUGUACACAAUCCGACUUCCUCCAUUAAUCUGGAAAAAUGUAAUAUCUCGUGUCCGAUAUGCGCUGUCAAUUUUGAAAAAGAAGUAUGUUUGAAGGAACACUUAGCCGAAUAUUUAGAUUUCGGGGAUUAUCAAUGCGGCGAGUGUAAAAGACGCUUCGCUAAUUCAGAAUUUUUAAGAAAACACGUAGAAAAUCAUGUGGCACCGGGUAUGUCUUUUUCGGAAUAUUAUUGCACCGUUUGUAACGAAAACUUUAAAUCCUCUGAUCUUCUCGAAUCUCAUGUUGCUCAUUUACACGCCCGUGUUAUUUUUAAAGAUGUUUCGUCAAAGCCAAUUUAACAUUCGCACUUUACAAGAUGGUAAUAUAUAAUUUCUACGAUAAGUUAUAUAUAAUCCCAAUAAAACUAGGAAUUUAUGCGUGAAUGUUUAAAACAAGAAUUUCUUUUCAUUUUUUAUCAUUUCCAUAAAUUUCCGCCUUGUAUUAAAAACAUUACUCAUAAUAUAUUGUUUAAGUUUAUUUAAACGAAGCUUCGUUAAAUAUACUUUCUUUUUUGAAAUUGCUUCAUAAUCGAUAUCAUUAUAUAUUCUUUAGUCAUAUAUAUAUCAUAUUUGGAUUCGAUACUAUAAUUGAAGCGUUUUAUAUCGAACUGUCUUUGUCAAAUAAAUAAAUGUAUUUUACUCAACGCCCGGUAUAUGUAAGAGGUAAAUUUAUUAUCAUCUUAGAGAUAUAAUAUCAUAGUACUAGUAUUUUAAAUAUAUCCUUUACUGUUUAAAAUGAUAAGGCAAAAAAGAUAGAAGUAGUCGAAACAUAGAAUAAUAACGGAUUUGUACCAAAAAUAUUUGAAAAAUAUUGUUUUAUUUAUCACUUUUUGUUAAAAGGUUUUUAACGAUGAAAAUCGGUCUUACGAGCUUUAGCAUUAAUCAUCAAACACGUACUUUGCGUAGAUAUUUAUCGAGAAAUUCAAGAGGCAUCUAUCCGCGAUGACAUCGAUAUUCUAUACAUAAUUGCAAACAGUAAUGUAACUCUGUAACUCCCAGGGGUAUUCCGUUUGGCAGCUCUAAUAUCGACGGGACGAAAAAUCAUGGCAAUUCUAAAAUCUGGUAUUGCUCUAGAUCGAACGAAACGAUUUAUCAAAGAAAUCUAGCGUCGAGAAAUCGUCAUUGAAUCGUUUUAAAACUUGAAAUUUUCUUCCAAUACUUUUAUUUUUAUAUCGAUGUUGUCGCAUUAGAUUUGUCUAAAAGAUUCGUCAAAUAUUUGAUUAUGAUAAGUACUUAUAAUAAUCGACUGAUAUUGUUCAUCUAAAUAUUCAUUUACGAGAUUAAUAGAGGUAGAGGUAAACCGAGGAACGAUCGAGUUAAAUUAACAAGUGAAAUUAACGAGUGAAAAUUUUGCGUUUGAUUUUUGGAUAUAUGGACCAUCGCAACGACAGUGAAUUGUGUUUUUGAAAGGGAUCAAGGAACUUGAAGAAGGAUCAGAGCAUCGAACGAAUAAUGAAAAAUAUUGAAGGCGUAAGACGAAGUUUAUCUCCUGCUAUUUCCACUUUGGACGAUGGGGUCUAAUUCUCGUAACUGUCCUAAGGUGCUCUCUAAUGCCCGGCAGUCAUGGAAUUUGCGACGUACACGCGAGACGUUACAUUGAUUGCGCCCCGAAGCAAAUCGCAUUCGCAGCUUUGCCGAUUCCACCGAUCCCUCGAACAAUGAACAGCGAUGUUGAAAUUGAUGACGUGCGAGUUUGAAUGGAGAACAAACCGAUCGACUCUGUACGACUUCCCAUUUGCUCCGUCAAAGAACAUUCUGUGCAGAAUUAAUUUGUUUCUGAUCGGUCUAACUCGGUCUUCAAGAUUCAUCUAUCCGUUUAAUUUAAGAUGUAGCUUAGAAAAGAAAUCAUCAUAUUGUUACGAUACUGUCUUCAUUAUCAAAAGUAUUAGGAAUCAUAUGUAAGUCGAACAUUACGUUGUAGAAUAUAAAAUAUUCACGAUGUAUUUUAACGCUAUGCUAUACGAAUAGAAAGUAAGACAAUUAAAUUACUUUUGUAAGAAUCGAUGUUUGAUAAAAAGAAAAAAAAAAGAAAGAAAAAACAAUCCCCGAUAUUUUCAUGGAAAUUAUUUAUCAGCCAAUAAUUUCACCGUAAAGAUAAUCUCUGUAGAUUCGUCCGUUCUGAUCUAUACGGGAUCGUUAAGUUUUUUCCUAAUGCAUCGAUAAUAUUCCACGUUGGAAAUAUUCCUUUUUUUUCUCCCCGUAGAAACGCGCGUAUCAAAAAGAGACGAUACGAAUGAGACAGCUGUUACAUCAACGAAACAGCGAUGCGUUGUAACAUUCGAGAUAGGAAACUUCUCGAGCGUGCUGGAAACUACCCUUCCGUCAUUUUACUCCUUUUUGCGCCAACCAUAUUUUCGGGCAACACUCGAGUUUAUACUUCACAUUACGCAGCCCUUGCUUUAUUGAGGUGCAAAGCAGGUAACCGAGAGAAAUCACGAUUCAUGGCACCUCCUCAACCUUCUUCUUUUUUCUUCUUCUUCUUUACCCUUUCUCCUACCCGUUCUUCGUCUCUUUCCUCUUUCACCUUCCGUUUAUUUCCUCUUCCAUGCCGACCCUAUCCAACUUGAGUUACUUACACUCGCUCCUUCGAUCUACCCUUCCGAAAACGGUUGUUCCUACGGCGAAUCUCCCUCUACCAACGUUCCAACGAUAAGAGAGCACCAUCUGGAAUAGCGAGAUUUUUUUGUCACCCGUUAGUCGGCUGCCCGUUUAUCUCAUGCUCGAGACGUCGUUAGCUCUUUCGUGAAAAGAGAAGAUGGAUGGUACGUACAAAGGAGCACAUCGCUCAAAAACGAGUUUCAACGAGUUUACCCUUCUUCGUCUUGAGUCUUUCAACACUUUCGAGGAUUCCCUCGAUCUCCUAUUUUGUGAUUGACUUUAAGACGAUUUAUUUUCAGAUUUAAUCGUUAUCCGAUAGAAACUUAAAUACAGCGGGGUAAUAUAGUCGGAAAUUUUCGUGUCGCAUUAUCUGAAGUAAUUAAAGAGAUAGGAAAAUAUGUAUGAGAUUUUACUGUAUUAUUUUUUUUUUAAUAUCGUUUUUAACAUCGUUUAUAUCCGUUUUUUAACGCUGUUUUUGUCUGACGUAGCAACGUAAAUAACGAUUAGUCGUUGAAUCCAUCGUUUAAUUUAACUAAAUAUUUUAAUUGGAUCGAUCGAAUAAGCUUUAUUCGAUUUAACUCUAUGCGAUAUACCUAUAUAUAGGUACUCGUAUACGAGCUAGAAGAGAAUCGAUGAAAGUAGAGGUUUAUCUGUCUACAUUGAGAACUAAAGAUGCAAUAUACUCGAACGAAUGAUCGCCUCGAGGCAAUCUCUUCUAAAAUCCAUCGAACUAAUCAGACCGAUUAUUGCCAAGAAUAUAUUCUAAAUUAUUUCCAACUAUUAACUUUGAAUUAAGUCGAUAAACAUCUAAUCGCGUCAACUAUAACAAAAUUAAUAAUCGAUAUUACCUGCUAUAAUUAGCUCAAAUGAAAAAUCGUUUGCUCGGUCGUCAGGAAUAUUUAGGAAAACUUCAAGUCGUACGAUUUUACUGGAACGUUAGCAUUGUAAAAGUGAUUUAGCUAAACCGAAUUAAACCGGACCAAAGAAAAUUAUACCUGGCCGUAGUAGUUGCAACGAGUACACGUACUCCUGUUAAACCUUUAAUUACUUGUGCGGCUUUAAUUUACAUAACGAGUAUGUUUAGUUCCUCGUUCCUAGUACUAGAUAUACUCUAUCCUUGAUAUUAUUCAUUUCGUCUAACGAUUCAUUAAAAUGACAUGCACUUAAUUAUCUCUAAUAAAAAUUCGCGAUAGCGGGCUACGCGCUAAUAUUAGGAUCUUUCAAAUCAAAUAUCCUUUAAGAUCUUAUACUUGUGAUAGAAACUUAUCCGCUAUUUAAGAAGUUUAAUUUAUGUUCAUGGAAACCUUUAUGAAUCGUUUUUAAUGAAUCAUUUUAUUACUCGCCAUAUUUAAUGCUUUUAUCUACCGUUGAAAUCAGAGCGUGACGCGAUGUGACGCGUUCAGCAAUCUACCCCAGUAAAAGUCGUAUGAUAGUGAAUCGAUGAGUUCGUUGAUAAGUUAGGAAUUUAUUUUAUAAAUUUAGUACUUUCUCCGUAAUAAAAGAUGGCGUACGAUAACUACUAAUAACAAUUAUUUAUUUUUAUUAUUAAUCAAAGAAAUCAACUUUUAGAGAUACGGAAGAAAAAUGAAAAAAAGGAAUGAAUAAAAGACGACCUGACGCAAUUUUCUUUAUCAUAAAAUACGAUUUAGUAAUUUCUCUUCUUUUUUAUAACUUUCUAAUUACAAAAAGUAGUAUUUUUCGUACAAUAAAACCAUUAGUUUUUUGUUUACAACUUUGCAAAUAAAUCAUGGAUUAAGAGUUAUAUUUUGUGAUUAUUGAUAAAACUGUUCGUUUUUCUCGAAUAAGAUAUAAAUAAGAAUGAAAGCUAUUUACCGGAUUAUUACGUUUAUUUUUUUUAAGUUUGAAGCUUUACUCGUUAAAUCUUGUCCGCUUAGGAUCGUAUGUACAAAACGGGAGCGAGUUCUAACUGGUUGUAAGAGGGGUGGAGAGUCGUGGUGGUUUCGCCGUGUUGGAAUGAAAGCUUUUCGUGGCUGUAGUUUGAUACUACCAUCCUUAGGGUUCUCGAGGCUUACUAAGUUCUCGCUCUCUAACUUCGUCCACGUAGAAACGUUCCUCGAAACUUGAGAAUGCCUAGUGUUUCUCCAUUCGAGAGAACACAUAGCGAUUUAAAUAGCCGUGUCCCUUCAUUUGUGAUAUAUUCUUUACGAUUAACGAAACGAGAAUAUUUUACAAAGUAAAACAAAUUAGUUAUUAUACAAAUCCUUUGAAAAUUAACAAAUAAAACGUUUGCGAUGAAAUCAA